Messenger RNA from Amaranthus tricolor (Joseph's coat), 2001 nucleotides. Its product is annotated as GCN5-related N-acetyltransferase 5, chloroplastic. The coding region runs from base 105 to 1115 and encodes 336 amino acids. The record is from RefSeq and is a predicted model, not a curated record. NCBI's taxonomy places the organism in Eukaryota, Viridiplantae, Streptophyta, Magnoliopsida, Caryophyllales, Amaranthaceae. The transcript is spliced from 6 exons. Gene Ontology annotation, molecular function: acyltransferase activity, transferring groups other than amino-acyl groups.
UUGAUGCAAUUGGAUGGAAUCUUCAAUUUAGAAAUCCUUGGACUUUCCUUGAGUAUAAUUUAAAAGUGUGGAACACAGAGCUCUUCUCCCUUAUCUUUCUAACAAUGGCAACCAUGCUCUUUCCUCUCCCCAACUCUCAUCACCAUCUCACCUUUCCAUCCAAACUUCCUUCUUCCAAUCUAAAGCUUCAGACUUUCUUUAUUUCUCCUCCAAAAAGAUUCAAUCUCACAAACUUGAACUCCCCAGUUAUUACUUUCUCCACAUCUCAUUCUUCUGACCAAUCUCCGUCUCCAACUCCUUUAAUUUCUUAUGACCCACAAAACAAUUUUCCAAAAUUUACCCGCUUUUUAACCAAUGAAGAACUUGAAAGGUUCCAAUUCUUGGAAAACUACACUUAUUCUUGCAAUUUACCAACUGGGUAUUUGAGUAUUAGAAUGAUGAAAGAUGUAGAGCUUCAAAAGACUGUUGAUUUGCUUGCAGAAUCAUUUGCUGAGUCCAUGUUUUUGCCUAAUAUGUACUUGAAUUUUUUGGGUUUUUUGAUAAAGCAAUAUUUGGUUGAUAGAAGAGGUUUGAUGCCAUAUUGUGCAACUUUAAUUGGGUUUUUUAGAGAGGAAAAAGGGGAUGCUGACGAUCAAGAAAAUGAAGGAGAAUUUGCUGGAACAAUAGAAGUGUCCUUUGAUAAAAGGGGCGCUAAUUCUUCACCUCCGACACCAACUGCACCCAAGAAUUGCCCUUACAUUUGUAACAUGACUGUAAAAGAGCAGUUUAGAAGAAGGGGCAUUGGUUGGCAUCUUCUUAAAGCAAGUGAGGAACUGAUAUCAAAGAUGAGUUCCUCUAGAAAUGUUUACUUGCAUUGUAGAGUUAUUGAUUCAGCACCAUUUAACAUGUAUAAAAAAGCAGGAUAUGCCGUUGUUAAGACAGAUAGUUUCUUGGUCCUGCUAACUCUGCAGAGAAGGAAACAUUUGAUGUGUAAGGAGCUUCCUGUUCUGAGCAAUCCUGCGGAAACUGCCAUUGCUAUGGAUGAUGAGGAAGCCCCUUCUUUAGUGGAUGGGAGCGAACCAGAACCUGUAUUAUUUGACGAGGUUUUGCCGAGCUCUGUUGAUAUGGAUGGAUGAAUGACAGAUCUCAGUUGCCAUUUUGCAUGUAUUCAUAAACAAGGAACCGGUGCUUUCCAUCUGCACAAUAACCUAUUAAAGAAACCAGAUUCGGAUGGUCCAGCCUGCUCAAGAUGUCAACUUCUACUCGAAAUUCACGUUCGCCUUCUGCUUCUUUUAGCGGUGGAAGUUCCAUUUUCUUGAUUGCCACAACCUGAGGGAUCCACAAAGCGGCAUCAUUCACUCAGCUGACAGUUUGUUCAAUUUUAAAGGUGGGUUUUGUUGCUCAAGUUGCCAGAAUUCCGCAGGCUUCACCCUGAUCCUGAGAUUUGCUCCUCCUACGCUUGUUCCACGCUGAAACUAACCCAAAGGGCAUUGUGGAAGUUCCAGUUAUCCGCGUAAAACAAAACUAAGUGUUCGUCCACUCAGUGACGCUAAUGAACAUAGACGUGAAUUAAUUCAAUAUGUAAGUAUGUUUACGCCGCUUGUUCUUGUAAUGCAUGUACUGUGAGCAACUAAAAUGUGCAAAAAACGAGUUUAGAGGAAUCCUUAGAAGGAGUACGUAUAGAGGAAUUGAAAACUUGAUUUGAAGAACACUCCAAAACACUUACCUUCCAACAACCUGCAGAUUUUAGAGAAAGAAAGCCAGCUAGAGACUACUUUAAGAAAAAGAAAAAGGAAUUGUCUAAGGCUCUGUUUACCUUUGGAUUUGGAGGAGUGGGGUUGUUGGAUAAGGAAAGAAAAGCUUUAGUUUCUAUUUGGUUUCAUAUUCACAUCUUUUUCCUCCAACUAUUACUCUUGAAAGAGUGAAAAGAUGUUUAAGGCUGUUAAAAUGGCCUUAUCAUGCAUAAAAUAUUGUCUAUUGCAUUAUUUCCCUCCAUAAUGUGUAUGGUGUUGGCACUUUUAA